Molecule: messenger RNA, 7540 nt
Organism: Pyrgilauda ruficollis (rufous-necked snowfinch)
Lineage: Eukaryota; Metazoa; Chordata; Aves; Passeriformes; Passeridae
Gene: TMEM33
Product: transmembrane protein 33
Exons: 8
Coding region: 78-833 (251 amino acids)
Biological process (GO): membrane organization; endoplasmic reticulum tubular network organization
Cellular component (GO): endoplasmic reticulum; membrane
Source: RefSeq, a predicted model, not a curated record
GUGGCGUCCUGCCGCAUCCGGGAGUGGGGAUCUGCCGGAGCGUGUUCCGUGCCUGGAGUGGCGCUUGCGGUGCGGCCAUGGCGGACUCCACGCAGAACGGGCCCAUGCCAGGCGGGGCCGGCGGCGGGGCCGUGCAAUUUCUGAUGGCUAACAAGUUGGAUACAGCAAUGUGGAUUUCCCGCUUGUUCACAGUUUACUGCUCAGCUUUAUUUGUCCUGCCUCUUCUAGGGUUGCACGAAGCAGCAAGCUUUUACCAGCGUGCCUUGCUGGCAAAUGCUCUUACCAGUGCCCUCCGACUACACCAAAGGCUACCGCACUUCCAGCUUAGCAGGGCAUUUCUGGCUCAGGCUUUGCUGGAGGACAGCUGCCAUUACCUGUUGUACUCCCUUAUCUUUGUGAAUUCCUACCCUGUUACAAUGAGUAUUUUUCCAGUUCUGCUGUUCUCUUUGCUUCAUGCUGCCACAUACACAAAGAAGGUUCUUGAUGCACGAAGUUCAAAUAGUUUGCCUUUUUUGAGAAAUCUCUUAGAGAAACUGAAUGCUAAUCAACAGAAUAUUCUAAAAUUCAUUGCUUGCAAUGAAAUUUUCCUGAUGCCAGCUACAGUUUUUAUGCUCUUCAGUGGACAAGGGAGUCUGCUGCAGCCAUUCAUUUACUAUAGGUUUCUUACAUUACGCUACUCUUCUCGGCGAAAUCCGUACUGUCGGACUCUCUUCACUGAGCUCAGGAUUGUUGUUGAACACUUAAUAACGAAGCCCUCGUGCCCUGUUUUUGUAAGAAGACUAUGCCUCAGUGGCAUUUCCUUUAUAAGCAGAUUGGCACCAACUGUUGCAUAGCCAAAUUCAGGCACUCGUGUUUUGUGAACAUUAUGAGCAGCUGGCACUUCUGCUGAUGAUUGGAAAUUCCUGGUUUUACACUGAUUUCACUCCAGGCUGUAUAAAAAUACAUAAAUGCUUUUCUUGGAGAUAAUGUGAAAUUUAGCAUAUCAAAAACAAAUAAUAGAAACUUAAAUUAACUGUGCUGUAUUGUUAAUUGAUGAAAAAAGUAGCUGCAUCCUAUCUAAAACAUGCCCUAUCAUACAAGUUUGUUGUUUUGUUUUGUUUUUCUAAAUCAAUGAUUGUUUGAGAUUGAUUGAAAGUUAUUAUAAGAGAUCUGUGCUCUCUAGGUUUAUGUUAGUUGGAAUUCUAGCUACUUUAGGAUGUCUCCAGUGGAUAGCAGUUGAUACAUAUACCUAUGCAGUACACUUUGGACAGUAUUCUUCUGCUUACUAAAUGUAUUUGUAGAACUAUUUUGUCCAAUUUGCUAUACUCAGUGUGGAAAUACGGCUCACUUUGAAGUUAACACAAGGGAUUAAAAUCUAUCAAGCUGACAGAGAUAACACUCCUUUCUGAAGGAGAGGCUAUUUUUAUUAAUAAUACUUUAAAAGAACUCUCCCAUGUUUCUACCUUGUGACAUAAUCUUACAUUAUGCUGUUGGAAGAAAUACCAAGACUGAUCACACAAAACUGUGCAGUUUUCUUGUCAUAACAAGUUGUUUUACCAAGCCAAACUGCUGACCUGUAGAUUUAAGACUAAGAGGCAAUACUUAAACUUUUAACAAUGUCUCAAAUGAACUAAUCAAUGUUAAUGAAGUAACUUUUGCAGAGUCAUUGCAGAUUUGUUCUCGUGUCCACACAAAUGUGAGACUGCAGUAAUUCAAGCAUGUUAGCUUUUUAGAAAAUUAAUCUGUAGGUAGCUCUGUAUAAAUUGCUAUUUGAGUUUCUGCGACCCUCAUUGUGAUGAGAAAUUUGCAUAAAGAAUUGCACCUGUUUAGGCAGCUUCUGAAACAUAUGGGUGUAGGAUUUCUUGGCAUAAAUCCAUCUGAUGACUGAUCUGAAGCCAGUGUCAUGACUACAAAAGUGAAUAUUAAAUUAAGUGCAUAAAUUAAUUACACUGGUUAUGCAUUCACCCAGCAGCUGAAGGGUCGGUCAUGGAAAAAUAAUACUGUCUGAACACAACUUCUUUCCAGAAAUUCAAGGCAAAAUAUUUGCUGAAUUUUAGUUCAAUUUUAGUAGUUAGUGUUAGUAUUCUAAUUGCAUAAAGUUAAAGGGCUUUCAUUGGCCUUUUGUAAAAUUCUGUAGUACUCAACUAUUCUUCCAUGAUCAGAGAAACCUUAUGAGAAAACAGUUUCAAAGACAGUCUUGAAGCAAAGUAUUUUCCUGUAACUAUUGAGUUAUCUUGUUUGUGAUAUGGAUAUCAUUACGACUUUCCAGUUGUAUUAGUUUUUAGAUCAGAGCCAUGUAUUUAUAAAGUUAUUUCAUUUUUUUUUUGCUCAACCUCUUGGUACUGAUGAAGCAGUUGGUAAUUGAAUAUGAUAUUCUUUGACUACUUGUCUUGCUCUCUGAACGUGAUUAGCUAUUUAUAGAAUACUCACACACUGCAGAAGCAACUGCAUGCAGUUAAUGCUCUACAGCUGCUAAAGACUUGCAAUGAGAUUGAUUAUGUGUAUAUCCUGUAAUUUGAGGAUUUGAUAAAAACUAAAAUUUCUACUGCAAUAAAAGGAGUGUUAAAUGUAACUCGCUAGGCUCUUCAGGCUCAUUUUCUCUCUUUAACACAACUUACUGAUGCUUGAACCUGGAAGUUGAGCAGAAUGCUGUCCUGUGUGUACGUGUGCAUGUUCUUAUAUUCCCACUGCUGCUUCUGAAUUGGAAUAUAAUGUCUUGUGCAUUUCUAAAUUAUUUUUUGCCUUCUAAAGUGCAAAAAUUGAUCACCUUUUCUUCAAAAUCUAGCUCAAGUAUAAGCACUGCAACAAUGGUAUCUAAUCAGAGAAAAAUCCAGACCUACUUACUACUGUUUCAGUUCCUCAGCACGAUUCUAGACCCUCUGCCAUGUUGCAUGAUGUGUUUUUUGAAUGGUGACAUCAGAUUCUCUUCAGCUGUUGGCACCACUGUGAUGUAAAAAUGAAUUUGGUCAUCUAAGUUGAUCCCCCAUACUGGGAGUGGAAGGUAAAUAAAUCUGUAAUUACAGUAAGCAAAAUAACAUGUUACUUCUGAGCAAAUUUUUGUGGUCUGACUGCUGUUAUGGGUGCAUUCUACUGUUCCCUAAUUAUAUGAUGGUACUAAAUUAGAGAGGAGUCUAAACUGGAUCCAGUGUAAUGCAGCUGUAACUGAAGGAUGCUAAGUAGAGAUCCAACUCAAUGCAUGCAGGAGAAGGCUUAAAAAGGAGUAAGUGAAUGACAAUGCUGUGAGUAAAGAGCUGGAAGACAGUGCUGUGAAACAGAACUUAGAUGUGAAACUGCAUUUAUCUCUUUCUACUAAGUCUUGAAAAUGGACGAAGAGAAGUAAAUUCCAUAAAAGGGAUUUGAUUUGGUUUUGCUAGUAGCAUAUUCUUGGCUUUGCUUGACAAAAGAGCAGCUUGUGGCCUGGUAAAACUUAUUUCUCUGAUGUGUCAAGAAAACAUGGAACAAUGUUGUAAGAAUAACGUUCAAGCCAAAUAUAUAGAGCAAUUGACCUGUGCUCUGCAUCAACUUCGAUUUUUACUGUAGCCUUUCAGCUGCCUGAGUGAUAACAUCAACUUUCCUCAAUGCUGGCAAAAACAUUCUAUCCUUGAGCCUGCCUCCUCACCACAUUUUUUGACUGUUUCUAUUCUAAUGAUUAAACUAAAUGUAAAAUGCUGGUAGUAUCCUGAUAGCUUGAGGGGGUUUUUUGGUGAAUAGAGCUGUAUGUUCAUGCUGCUAUGCUGUCAACAGCUAGCUGUGAUGCAGAGGCUGUGACAGAAGUCUGUGAUUGUAGAGAAAUUUUGCAACUGACCAUAAAGUGCCUGCCAAUCCCAAAAUGAAGCAGAAGAGAUUUUGUAUUACUGAAAGGUUUCCUACUUAAUGUGAUAACUGCUUCCACUGGCAUAAAUCAUACCGCUCAUUGCUUUUUGUUGUCUUAGCUUUUGUAAGUUAAGUGCUGUUGCACAGAUUCUGUGGGUAGACCAAACCCUUGCUCUGUACAAGCUUUCUGUAGUAGUGAUGGUCCAGCUUAACAUUUGUCUGUUUUCAUCUGUAGAUAAAGUAUCAGGAGCCAUUGGGUCUGUUGGAAUAGCUAAUGCCAGUUAGGAUUUCUUACACGCAAAGUAACUCACCAAUACAUCCAUCCUCUCCUUUAUUGCAUUUUAUUUGAUUUUAUACAUAUAUUGUCAUUUCUGUGCUGUCAGUUUUAUGUUUUUCCUCCUUUCUUUGAUGGGUGUUUAAGUGGAGCAAUAUCUGUUCAUGUUGUAAGGAUUUAAAUAAAAAUGAAUUAUAAUUAUGAGCCACUAUUUCUUCCAACAGUUUUGGAGCUGCUAACUAUGUAUGUGAUUGUAUUGUCCAAACAAAUAACAUAGCCAGUUAUUUUGUACAGUCUGUGUUAGACCCUUUUAUCAUUAGGUACCUGUAUUGCAACAUUUGCUGUACAGAUGCCAUGUUUAUUAAGGAAGUUCUUACCCAUUUUAAAGACAGGAAUGGAGACAUGGAAGGAAAGAGCACUUACCUGAUGUAAGAGUUCUGGCAGAGCAGGAAAUAGAAAAAAGUUGGACAAGUGCCCAGAUGAAACUCAUUUGUUUCUGCUCGACAUAUAACUUAUUAGUCCUGCUCCUAAAAUUAUUGUAACUGCGGUCUUAAAUACGUUAAAAAGUACUGUACCUUACAUUGCUCAGAUAAAAAGUGCUGUACUUUACAGUGCUCAGAUUAAGGGUAAAGAAGAUAGUGCGCUAAAACAACAUAUUCUUUUAAAGUCAAAACUGAUUUUCACGUGCAAUGCUAGGUAUGCCCCUUGUAUCACCAUCUCUGACAAAAAAUAAUGCAACAGAGUAAGAUCCCAAGCCCUUAACAUGCUAGAUGGUAGUAGGGUACACUAAUCUGUUUUAAUUGUCUAUAAUUUUUAAUUGCUGUGGUACACCUAUUUGUGAUUAAACUAUAUAUAUACUGAAAUUGGUUAGUGUAUCUUUGUAUCAUAACUUCUGUAGUGCUAUAAUUUUUUUAAAGUCACAGGAACAGUCAGGCCUUGCUGUUUUAAAUCACCUUUAAAGGACACAACCUUAAGCAAUUCUUUAUUCCAAAGACGGAAAGAUAUCAGAAUGGAUAGUGUAACAGAAUUUAAUCUUGAAUGUGGAUUCAAAAAUAUUUUUCACAAAAUCUCAGCAUUACUUUUUAAUUUCUCUGCAGAAGCUAGCUCUGUGAUAAUGGCAGAUGUUGUGCAGGUAAGGGAGUUUCAUUGCUUAGUUCUAUGCCAUCCAGAUGGUAUAAACUUUUAAAAUUAAUUGAAAAAUUCAUCUUUUACUUGUAUUCAAGGACUGAGGCACAAAAUGCUAAUGUAAGGGCUCAGAGGGGAAAUAUAGUUCUCCUGCAUAUUUGAGAAAAUGUGAAGCCCUUUCAAGAAAAUCUAAUAAACAUAAUAAUCGCAGGCUGCUGACACUAAGGAAAAAGCACCUCAUUCGCUCUUUCUUUUAUGCAGCGAUUUACCGGUCCCUACUGAUUUUCAAAUUGGAUCACUGCAGUAAAUUAUCCAUACCAGUACCUGUGAAAGAAAGCACUGGGAUCCAUAUUUGUUCAGUGCUGUGCUUAAAUCAGCAAGAAUGAUAAAUUUGAUGGUAUGAAAUUGGAAAUACCAAGGGCUUCUCUCAGUGAAUGAGCAAGUAGUUCCAUUUGUAAUUUAUUGUGACCCUUUUUCACUGUGUGUGCUUUGUAUGUCAAAUAUUUAUUUUGAAACAAAUUAAAUAGUUUUCUGUAUUGAUACCUAUUGUUUUGUUGAUAUUCUUGAAAUCAAAUUCUGUAUUUCUUCUGGAUUUUAAAUAUUACCAGUUUGUGUUGCAAAACAGCACUUAUUUAAGUUCAGAUCUCUGAGUGAGUUUGAGUUACUGACCAACAGCUUUGUGUUAAGUGUUCCAGGUGCAUGUUGGGUGUUGUUUUUUUGUGUAUGUGUUUGGAAUAGUGCAGAAUGCAGUGAGCUACUGCAACACCUCAUUUACUUUUUCUAGAGAAACAGGAAGAUUAGGGUAUAUAUCAAAACAAAAAAGAGCUGAUCCCUGCCUUUAAUUUAUUGUAACUAUUCUGCUUUAUACCUGGCAUAGAUAAUACCAAGUCCUGUGGGAAAAAAUCUAUCUAUGUGCCCAGUCUACUGCUAUGUUUUCAGUGCAGGUGUUAGCAGAGAAAGUUGUAUACCUGUGUUUUGGCGUGAGGAAACUGCUUUCUUGGAGCAAGUGCAGAUCAUGAUAUUUUCAUUUGCUAUAUGUGUCCCUAUGAGUAACUCGUGUUACUUUGCCGGUGUUAAAAGCAGUGUUAAAAGUAAUUUAGAUGAAGAUGAUGCAUCAGUUCAGAUAUUUCAUGGGAAAAUGAAACUGAAAAUCAGAAAUUGUAAAAGAUGCAGGACUAGAUUAUCUGUAGGAUUUAAAGCAGUAUCUACUAUAGUUUUCAUGAAGAUAGAAGAAUGGGGAGAAAAAUAAUGAGAACACAGAAAAUCACAGAAUCAUAGAAUAUACUGAAUUGGAAGGGACCGGUCAGGAUCAGGAAGUCCAACUCCUGACCCUACGCAGGACACUCCAAGACUCACACCAGUUCUCUGAUAUAAAGAUGUCUGGAAGUCCUGCUGGAUGCUCUGUUGCUUUCACAAACCCCAUUUCACCAGUCAUGGUUUCAUGCCAUCAGUAUCCUCUGAAUAGUACUUAAAUUUUCAAGCUAAAUUUUCAAGUAAAUUAUGUAUAAUUUAUUCUCCAUUAAAAAACAGUUGAAAUAGCCAUACUGUACAGGAGCUGACAGUCUAAUCUUUAUUUACUUAAAAUGGAAAACAGCUGCAGUGAACUAUGUUUUCUUUUACUAUGUUUGGAAGUUCUGCAGUGAAAAAGUAAAGAAAGAAAUAAUCUGGGCUUCUUGGCCUUUUUUUUUUUUUUGGCUUUUCCAUGUUGCUUUGCUAUAUUUUUUUCUUUGCAAUCUGGGGGAAGACCUUGUAUGUGCAACUCAUGAGGUUUUGUCCUGAUGUAUGCUUGCAUAGAACACAAUAUAACUUAGUAUUAAGUUAUAACAUGAUGUAACUUAGUAUUUUAAUAUUUUUGGAUUUAUUUUUUUUAAUCUAGAAAUUCUGACCGAACAGAUGUCUCCACACUACGAUCCCUUUCAACUUACUUUCUGCUGUAAUAACUUCAGUUAGGUUCUGACUAAAGCAGAACAAAAAUAAUUGUGAAUCCUUUCAGUAAUAAAGUUUAAAUCAAAGCCAUGGAUCAAAAGUUUUUUGUAAUGGUAGAUGGAAAUCUGAGGUUAACUUUCUGAAUUUUCAUAUGUCUAGUGGCAUUUUCAUUUGUGUAACUGUGUAAUACAGAGAAAUAUUGAAGCCUUAGAAAACUACAGGUACAGCAACAAGCAUCAAGUUCAGAAUGUGUUUGUGCAUCCAAUGGCUGUAUUCACAUUUCUAAUUAUCUCAAAUUUUUUAACAUCACUCUGGGGCAGAGGUAAGAUGUUCAGUUGCAUUAAUAUGUAUGUACUGUGACUGGAUGAUGUAUAUAUAUUUACAGCAGUAGAUAAAUGACUAAAUAAAAUGUAGUACUUUGGA